Molecule: messenger RNA, 2388 nt
Organism: Wasmannia auropunctata (little fire ant)
Lineage: Eukaryota; Metazoa; Arthropoda; Insecta; Hymenoptera; Formicidae
Exons: 5
Coding region: 1-2388 (795 amino acids)
Source: RefSeq, a predicted model, not a curated record
AUGGAUGUGGGAGAAACGGCAAGACGCCUACUAGAUGUACACGUUCCAGAUGACCGAGCAGAAGAGGGACACACCCAAACAGUAAGACAUCAGGAAAGAGGCAAGUCGAUCUGUCUGCUAUCAGCUAUUGGGAAGCUCUUUGAGAAACUUCUAAUGUUGCGCCUAACGGACACGGCGUUAGCGCCAGAUAGAAUUUCCGAUCGACAAUUUGGCUUCAUGCCAGGAAGAUCGACUGAAGAUGCAAUUGUUGAACUGCGCCAAAUGGUUUCCAGGGCAGAGGACGGCUAUGUAGUCGCUCUGCUCUUCGACAUAUCGAGGGCCUUUGACAAUGUCUGGUGGCCCUUGGUAUUCCAGGCUCUCAAGGAAAGGGAAUGCCCCCGAAACGUGUUCGGGGUGCUCCAAAGCUUCAAGGAUCGACAGGUCGUAAUAUCAAGUGGCGAAAUCGCUAUAUCCAAGCGAGCCACACGAAGAUGCCCGCAAGGUUCGGUGUUCGGACCAGGUGGCUGGAACCUUAUGUUUGAUGGACUACUUAAAGUCCUAGAUAACGUUGUAAAGGACCAAUACAUCGCGUACGCGGAUGAUCUUCUGGUCCUGGUGACUGGAAGCUUCCGGAGAGAGAUCGAAGUAAAAGGCCAAAGGGUAGUCAACGAGAUCAGUGAGUGGUGUAGGAUGGCCAAACUCCAAAUCUCGGAGCAAAAGACUGAGGCUAUCUUGCUCAGGAGCAAAGAGAUCAGGAGGGCCCAAACAACAGCCCGCCCGGGCAGGGUCAGGCAAGGGAGAAAGAAACUCGUAGGGUUCGAGAGCAGGCCGCCUAUCAUUAGGCUGGGAAGCUCAAAAAUAAAAUUCAAGGACUCUGUCAGGUACCUAGGGGUACAUUUCGACAAAGGCAUGAAGGAUGAGGACGUAGCCAUUUUAAUCGAUUGUAUCGAACAGCUUGAGACUACUAAUGUUGAAUCUCCUCAUACGAGUACCAGCGCUAAUAAUAGUGAUAACGUUAUGACCCACGCAGAUGCAGUUACUAAUCAUGACAACACUACAGUCUUGUUAGAAGGAUGUGGUUGGAUGUGGGAUGAAUUUCUUUUAUUACCACAGCGAUCUUCAUUGAAAGCAAAACAGGACAAUGAAAAUAUAAUUGAUAUCACGCAAGAUAUUAAUUUGGUUAAGCCUGCAUCAAUAAGUAACGUCAACAAGAACAAUGAUAAUGAUAUAUCAACAAUACAAACGGGAAGCGGUCGCACAUUGCUACAAAAAUCGAACCGUGAUACUGCUACAGAGAAAGAAGAAGAAGAAGAAGAACAAGAAGAAGAAAGAAAUAUGAUGUUGCAGAACGAUCAAGAGCGUGCGGAAGAGGUAGAAAGAGCAGAUGUGCAGAACGAUCGAGAUAGGGUAGAACCGAAAACAUUCGAUAUAUCACGAGAAAAUCGACGUUAUUUUCCACGAUUUGACGCUCACGGUCGUGAAAUAACAAUCGCUGUACGACAACCGACAGAGGAUCUGAACCCGUUAAUAUGGUUGGAUGAAGUAUUUGCAGAGAUUCACGCAUAUCUUACAGGUUCGUGUAACCCAGACGAUUACAUAGGGGUGACAUUUACAGCAGACGCUUUCGCUCAUGGUCCUGUAUGGCUGUCUUAUCGAUAUGUACGCGACUUGCAAUAUAUAGAUUUGUGGGAAUUAGUGAAUCGAGCCGCCCAAAGUGCCACCGAUUUUUGUAUUAACGAUAGUUGUACAUUAACAUGUUGUAUAAUACGACAUAUGAGCGGGGGUUCACGAAGAAAAUUAACGCAUGAUAACGUAGCAAAACGGUCGAUAUUAACAAUAACAAAUACCGAUAACCUUUGCCUACCGCGUUCAUUAGUAGCUGCACGGGCGUACGUGGAACGAGGUGAAAUCCGCUCGGGCGAAUUGCAUCGUCGUUGGAUGUCAAUAAGAUUAUCUCGGGGAAAGUUACAAAAAGAGGCGGCUCUCGAGCUUGUAAGAAAUGCUAAAAUAGAUAUACCAAGCGGGGGAUGCUCUGUAGCGGAAUUAAAACAUUUUCAAAAAUACUUAGCAAACGUCGGUAUAGCUAUUGUCGUGUAUGAAGUCGAUACAUUGGGUCGUGGUGGCGCGGCAUUAUACGACGGUACAGACUAUGGUCAGGGCGUGCGUCCAGGCGGGACGCAAAUGGGCAGGCCCCCCGUGGUCCCCGUGGGCGUGUCGCGUGCGCCCUGGGCUUUGGCCCGGGACGCCCGCUUCACGGCUAAACUGCUCAUCUUGCGCAAACGAACCGUGCAAGCGCUGCUGGAUUUUUCCAUCGCCACUCUCGGGGCGGUUGGUUUUGCAAAAAUAGUGGAUGGCAUAAUGUUGCGUAUGCCCGUUCGGGCGAGGAAGCACGUGGGCGGUCACUUGUGA